AUGUCUAAUCCCUUUGAUGAAGAUGCAUACAGAGAGGACGUUCCACUAAUGACCCUUGCUACAGGAGUAGUUAUGCCAGAGGAGAUAUCAGAGCAACUUAUUGAUGCCCCAUGUCUAGGAGCAGCGAGGAUGAAGUUAUUUGGGAGCAAGUGUAUCAAUACCAAUGAAGUUGGGUUUUGGUACAACAGCAGAUGAUGUAAGGUACACUCAUGGUCAAAUCAUGAAUUCUACGUAACUUAUUAGUUAAAAUGCAUGUAAAGAGCUGGGUACUGGGUGUUCUGUAAGAGAAAACAGAAAAACGAUGGACUGCUGCCCACCUCUGAUGGUCUCCUGCUGCACAUUCAGUGUGCCAAUCACCAGGCAAUGAUUCGGAAGCCAUGUCUGCAAGCCUUUCAGCAAUUACCACAGCCAGUGGGAAAUGGGUGGGAGAAGGGCGAUGAUGGCUACCUGAAGCCCCCUCUGAUUACCAGGGAUGCUGCGCCAAAGGGAUUAGCAGAGUUCACAGUCUGCAAACCAUAAAGACAGCCUGCAAGUCGGCUUCUUGUGUUUGUAGAGUCAAUGAGUUAUCGUGCACAAAGGCUUGUGCUUGCAUGGCCUAUGAUUGUGAAAAUCCUAACACUGGUUUUGAUGAAUUAGAGUGUCCGAGUGAUGGUGAGGAGUAG
This is a messenger RNA of Porites lobata, 662 nucleotides long. Lineage: Eukaryota; Metazoa; Cnidaria; Anthozoa; Scleractinia; Poritidae. The record is from the annotation of a GenBank genome assembly.